Messenger RNA from Dujonia railenensis, 924 nucleotides. The record is from the annotation of a GenBank genome assembly. Lineage: Eukaryota; Fungi; Ascomycota; Pichiomycetes; Serinales; Debaryomycetaceae.
AUGUCAUCACUCUCGUUCGAUCCACAAGAGUACACGAAGCAGCUCGAGGUUGCUGCCGAGACCUUAAAUGGCUUAUUGGCGGACACUCCAGAACUUGCCAAACCCAGGGUUAUGAUCAUCUGCGGAUCGGGACUUGGAGGAAUUGCUGAUAUAUUGGCGGCUGAGCCAAAAGUCGAGGUUCCAUAUAACAAGAUUCCGGGAUUCAAGACCUCUACAGUCCCUGGACAUGCUGGUAAGUUGGUGUUUGGAUUAAUUGGUUCAAAGAAAGUCCCAGUCAUGUGUAUGGUUGGAAGAUUACACUUUUAUGAAGGCUAUUCAUUUCAAGAAACUACCUUCCCUGUGAGAUUAGCCAAAUUGUUAGGUGUUGAAGUUCUUGUGGUCACCAAUGCUGCAGGAGGAGUGAACCCAGAUUACGUUCCUGGUGACUUGAUGAUUAUCACUGACCAUAUUAACUUUCCAGGGAUGGCAGGGUACCACCCAUUGAGGGGUCCGAAUAUGGACAAUUUCGGCCCAAGAUUCCAACCUUUGUCUGACGCAUACGAGCACAGUCUUAGAAAGUUAUUCUUCGAAAAGAAGAAAGAAUUGGGGAUCACUAGAAAGGUUUACGAAGGUACCUAUUUCUUCGUAGCUGGCCCUACAUUCGAAAGUAGAGCUGAAGUCAGAUUCAUUCGUGCGACCGGUGGUGAUGCUGUUGGAAUGUCAACUGUUCCUGAAGUUAUUAUUGCUCGUCACUCGGGCUUGAGAGUUUUGGCUUUAUCGUUGAUUACUAAUGCUGGUGUAGGUGAAAAGCCUCCUACUUCCUUCGAUGAGGAGCCAAAACCUCUUGAUGAAGGUAUGGCAUCUCAUGCAGAAGUAUUGGAAACUGCAAAUGAGGCAUCCAAGGAUGUGCAAAAGAUCUUUGAAUACACAAUCAAUGAGUUAUAA